Messenger RNA from Hansenula anomala, 2100 nucleotides. RefSeq names its product GTPase-activating protein GYP7 (gene GYP7). The transcript has a single exon. Gene Ontology annotation, molecular function: GTPase activator activity. The record is from RefSeq and is a predicted model, not a curated record. Lineage: Eukaryota; Fungi; Ascomycota; Saccharomycetes; Phaffomycetales; Wickerhamomycetaceae. Gene Ontology annotation, biological process: activation of GTPase activity. The coding region runs from base 1 to 2100 and encodes 699 amino acids.
AUGAGUGCAAAGAGUUUUCCUCCAGGGAAGGUUGAUCUAAUCUAUUCCAAAUCAAAAGUCUACGUACAUCCAAAUAAGAACUCCAAGGAAAACAUACCAGGUUUCCUAUAUUUCAUAAAGGAAUCUUCAAUUUCAACAGAUAGAGAACUAUUAUUUGGCUGGACACCUGAACAUUACCUAACUCAAUCAGAUUUAGAAGUUUUCCAAAAAGUUGAUUUGGAUUCAAUAAAUGUCAAUUUGCCAUCCAAUUUCAAAAAUCAUCAUAAUUUUAUCAAGAGACCUUCCACGUUUGGAUCUUUUUCAUUUAGUAUAAGUUUAGGAAACCUUUUCAGUAUACAGAUCCGUCCACCAUCUCUUGGUUGGUGGUAUGGCUCAAUCAUUAUCAAUACAAGAAGUUCAAGUGAUAAAUUACCUGUUGUAUUUUUCCAUGAUGAUGAAUGUCCAAGUACACAACGUGAACAAAGUUUGAAAAAUAAAAACUUCGAUCCAUUUGGUGAUGAUAAUGGAUUAUUUUGGGGUGGUUUACAAAUGUUGGAUUUUUUGAAAAACGUUGCAGUUGUGGAGAAGUCAAGUUUAGAAAAUAGUAUAUUGUUGAUUAAUCCAACUUUAAUGGAUUUGAAUAAUUUCAGUCCAACUAAUAUUGCUGAUGACAAUAAUGCGAAAAAGAAUCCUUUUGAUUUUAAGAAGAUGUUGAAUGAUGCAAGAUGGUCUGUAUUGGAAACUUUAGCUCGUGUAACAAAAUUCACCAAGAAAUCUGUUGAUAAUGUUCUUGAUGAAAGUCCAUUACCUAUUAAGAAUUUGUUAAAGAAUCCUGAAGUGCAAAGAGUUAAUGAUGAGUUUGAUACUGCAAGAGUUUAUUUAGCUAAAUGGGCAAUGGGGGUUCAAGAAGAGGCUGAAAAGACUAGAAAGCAAAUAAUAUUGGAUGAAAAUUCAAGAGAUUUAUUAUCUAAAGAACUGGGAUUAAAUUUUGAUAAAUUAUUGCCAGAAGAGAUUCUACAAGCACAUGAACGUCAUAGAGAAGUUAGUAAACAAGAAUGGGAUUCAUUUUUCGAUCAUACGGGAAGAUUAUUGAUUACUGUUAAUGAAGUUAAGAAUAGAAUUUUCCAUGGUGGGUUGAAUCAAGUUGUCAGAUCUGAAGCAUGGUUAUUUUUGUUGGGAGUUUAUCCAUGGGAUAGUUCAAGUGCGGAAAGAUAUGAAUUGAAUAAAGUUUUAAGAAGAGAUUAUGAAACUUUGAAAUCUAAAUGGCAAGAUGAUAAAGAGAUUCAACAAGAUGAAUAUUAUAAGGAUCAAAAAUUUAGAAUCGAGAAAGAUAUACAAAGAACUGAUAGAAAUUUGGAGAUUUAUAAGAAUCAUGGAACCGAAGAAGGAGAAGAUGAAGGUGAUGAUGAUGAUUUUGAUGUUUCUAAUGUUAGAAAUCCACAUUUGUUUAAACUUCGUGAAAUUUUGUUAACUUUUAACCAAUAUAAUGAUAAAUUGGGUUAUGUUCAAGGUAUGACUGAUUUAUUAUCACCAAUUUAUGUUACAUUACAAGAUGAUUCGUUGAGUUUCCAUUGUUUUGUUAGAUUUAUGGAUCGUAUGGAGAGAAAUUUCCUAAGUGAUCAAUCUGGAAUGAGAGAUCAAAUGAAUACAUUGAAUGAAUUGGUCCAAUUUAUGUUGCCAGAAUUAUAUAUCCAUUUAGAAAAAUGUGACUCUAAUAAUUUGUUCUUUUUUUUCAGAAUGUUGUUGGUUUGGUUCAAAAGAGAAUUUAUUUGGGAUGAUGUUUUAAGAUUAUGGGAGAUUUUAUGGACAGAUUACUAUAGUUCACAAUUUCAUUUAUUCUUUGCGUUAGCUAUUUUACAGAAGAAUGAAAAAAUUAUAAUCAAUCAUUUGAGACAAUUUGAUGAAGUCUUAAAAUACAUCAAUGAUUUAUCAAUGACUUAUAAAUUGAAUGAUUUAUUGACAAGAUCGGAAUUGUUGUUUUUGAAGUUUAGAAAAAUGGUUGAAAUUAUUGAUAGAUCAUCUGAACCCUCUGAUGCUAAAAGUCCAAUAAAUGAUAAUUUAAGAUUAUUAUUAUCUAAAGAGUUGGUUAUUCAAAAGGAAACAACAAGGGUACAAGGGUAA